UAUAUCGAAUUACAUUAGAUGAACGCGACGCGAAAUUGGAACCGAAAGUAGUGUACGUUCAACGGUAAUUACUAGACAUGCGCAGUGUAACAGUAGCUCUUUCUAAACCGAAAGUAGUCGUGCUGGCAUUUUGUUUUAUACAACAUUUCUGUGGUCGGAAUCAAGGAUUGGGACUACGUCAAAAGGUUUCAAAUAUAGUUACAGUGUCUAUAUAAAAUGCUGCAGAAUAGAUUCGUCAGAUUAUUGUUUGUGGUACUUGCAGUCCAAGGGUUGCUGAUCAUAGGUAUUUUAAGCAAAAAACACUCCCGCAAAAACACUGAGAAUGAAACCAAAUUUGAUAUAAAAUCGAAGCCAGGACAGUACACUUGUCCGUGUGGAAAAUCCUUCAAAACACAAGAUAGCCUUGCUCAACAUAUGUCAGCCACUGGACAUGAUAAGAAAUAUAACAUAAAUGUCAAAGACGAUCCUGUUGUAAGAGAGAAUCAUCAAAAAAACAGAUACAAAGCGACCAAAAGUGCAAAGGUCAAAUAGUAUCGACAGAGACGAGAAGGUUGAUUCAACGAAGGCCCGAAGGAGAUCUAUUGAUGAAAUAGAAAAGGAGAACAUAGCAAUUGAUAAAGAAGAGAAAAGAAAUGCGAAUGCCGAAUACUCAUACCACAUGCGCAAAAUUGUAGACCACAUUCGUACCCAGAAGAAUGGAAAGAUAUACUCUGCAGAUUUUCGUAAAGCUGGGAGUUACUCCGUUAAAACCAAAGUUGGAAAUGCUGAUGAGUUUGAUACGAAUUUGGUACUGACGAUCGAUGUAGAAGAAGUGCUUACUGAACGAACAUUGACAUACAUUUAUGCUGAUAAGAAAACAUUCGACGACAAGCGGUCGUUGCCGCGGCAAAUGGAACAUGACCGUCAACUUAAAGAUAUUGAAGAAAGGCGAAUUCCUCAUGGGCAAGCCGUAGUUAAAGUUAAGGACCCGUCGGUGCUACCACAUCUAACAUACAAGUCCGACCUAAUACCCCAUAAAGUACUACAAGAUCUAUAUAAUAAAGUGAAAACAGCUAUUCGUCAUCUCAAACUAUCAGACGUAAAACUGUCUCCUACGGCACAAGGACCUGCAUUGACUAUCACAAUUAAACAAAAAAACUACAAAGACAUCAGUGUGGACCUUGUACCAUCACUGCCCUGCUCUCUGCCAGUAACAAUGAAUGGCUGGCCGAGGAAGGAUACAAGACGUGCAUUCGGUAAGAAAAUCAAUGCAAUCGAGAAGGCGGGUCUCCAUUUGGUGCCUAAAGGAGAUGAAACUUGGGCAAUUUCUUAUUCCAAAGCUGAGCGAGAACUUCUGGAUGGCAUUGAUGACCGGAAUGAGUGUAGAAGAGAAGUCAUGAAAAUAAUGAAACAGUUUCUGGAAACGUGUAAGGAGGAAUCGUCAAAUGGACUACCAGGGUUGUCUUCGCAUAUUGUCAAGACACAAAUAUUGUGGUCAAGUGAGAGGAAACUAGCGCCUGGAUACUGGUCACAGAAAUACAAGGACAGAUGCCUUCUUGAGACAAUCGAUGAUAUGGUGUUGUCGUUAGAAUCAGGAAACUUACCAGAAUAUUUUGACGAGAAUAUAAAUAUUCUUGCUCGCAAAGAACAGUUUGAGCUGCAGUAUUUUGCACAGUGCUUGAAGAAACAAAAAUCAGACAUUAAAAAUGUAGGUAAAAUAAAGGAUGAACUGUAGCACUUUGCACUUUUUAUUUUCUAGUCUUCAACCCGGGCUAUGUUAUUAGACGAUUAUAAGACUGCUGAUGGUAUUCAUUCAUUCCUUCGUUUGGCUAUAAGUGUUACUUCGUGAGUAUCUACCUUCGGAUCACUUGUUGACCAUCACUGUGAGUUCCAGCCUAUAAACAGCGGAUGGUUUCGUUCAUAUGAAACUGAAACGAUAUUCAGAUAGCUCUUUUGCCUUUCGUUCACCACAAAUACAUGUAUAUAGUGUAUGCCGUUCAUUAUAUUAGCUGCGUUUCCUGAAUAAAAAAACUUACUUCUUGGAAUCCAGAAAA
Molecule: messenger RNA, 2033 nt
Organism: Mercenaria mercenaria
Lineage: Eukaryota; Metazoa; Mollusca; Bivalvia; Venerida; Veneridae
Product: protein mab-21-like 3
Exons: 5
Coding region: 659-1714 (351 amino acids)
Source: RefSeq, a predicted model, not a curated record